AUGAAGCUUUAUCUUAUUUACGAAGGAAAAGACAUAUUUGGUAAUAAAGUGUGUAAUUUAAAGAAUCGAUGUGAUAUUGAGGUUGACAUUCCUAAUUCUUGGCUAGAUGAUGAAUGUGAAAAGUUAUUGAAUCUUUUUGUUCAAGAAUAUACUUCGAUGGAUUCGCAGGAACAAUUAGAUGCCUCAAGUUUACAAGCAAAAUGCGGUGGUAUUCUGAUAAAGAAUGAAGAAAGAAUUGGGACGCAUUUUCACGAGCACUUCAAUAUUUACAUUCUUCACAAAGAAGUUAAAUUCAUUAGCCGUGACCCUAAGGAUCAAAAGCUUUGUGCACAUUAUGGGUGUAGGAAAAAUUUUAAUGAAAAGUACAACCAUGAUUUAGCAUGUCAUUAUCAUCUGGGAGGUCCUAUUUUUCAUGGCAUAGAAAUGUUUUGGAGGUGCUGUAUUGAUAAGGUAGCAUACGACUGGGAGUCAUUUCAACACAUAACGACUUGUCAAAUUGGGAAGCAUUCCACUAUUUACAAACGAUUUGAAUUUCCAAAGGAGAUAAUUACUAAUCAACCAUUGACACAAGCUCAGCACCAAGCAAUAUCUUAA
Messenger RNA from Phytomonas sp. Hart1, 594 nucleotides. NCBI's taxonomy places the organism in Eukaryota, Euglenozoa, Kinetoplastea, Trypanosomatida, Trypanosomatidae. The record is from the annotation of a GenBank genome assembly.